Phymastichus coffea is the source of this 6115-nucleotide messenger RNA. RefSeq names its product serine/threonine-protein phosphatase 4 regulatory subunit 3 (gene flfl). The transcript has 6 exons. Gene Ontology annotation, molecular function: protein phosphatase activator activity. The record is from RefSeq and is a predicted model, not a curated record. Gene Ontology annotation, biological process: protein dephosphorylation; DNA damage response. The coding region runs from base 1960 to 4512 and encodes 850 amino acids. Lineage: Eukaryota; Metazoa; Arthropoda; Insecta; Hymenoptera; Eulophidae. Gene Ontology annotation, cellular component: protein phosphatase 4 complex; nucleoplasm.
AUUUUUGUCAUCUGUUUUGUGAAACGAGUUUCAACUAGUCUAUUAUGUAUAGAGCCUACGUAAACAUUGGUCAUCUUGGUAAAAUUGAGGACAGUAACACGUUGAGCAGUAUAUAUACACGAAUAAUAAACAAUUUUUAAAAAUCGCGGGAGUCCGUGAAGUCAAGUCGGUGAACUCCGUGAUUAUAGUAGUGUGCAUAGCACACGGCAGCACCGUUCAGCUCGAACUCGAAUAUAUACGAAUACGAAUGUCUCCUAAAUAGUGGCAGUGGUGGGAGUCACUCGCGAUCGAGAGAGAGAGAGAGCGUAGGUGUGUAUACGUGUGAGUGCGCGUGAUAAUCUAACAUGGCGGAGUGUUGUGUUGUGGCCUGUGGUGCGAGUUGGCGAGUGUUGAACGUUAGACAAUCGGUGUGAUCGAGGCAGUGAGCCCGGGGGCCCGCAAGCGAGGCAAAGCCAAUCAGCGAGGCUUUGCCAAAAAUCAAGGGAACCGGAGGCUCAGCAGCACAAUUAAGCGGCCGGCAAGUUACGGCAAGUCCGACGACGCCGAUCUCGUGUUGUGCGGGGGGUAAGAGUUGCCGUCAAGUGUAACUUGCUACAUCGCCUGCGUGGCUGAGCAUCGCAUAAAGUUGAGGCAAAAGCCGAAGACCACACGGUUUAUUGUUGCUACUUCACGUAGCUUAUUAACUGUCUUAAUCGGCGACCUGGCCUUGCGAUUUUGUUUCGUUUCUCUAUCUCUCUCUCUAACUCUGGCUUCGCGUAUCUCUCACACUUAUACUUGCACGAAGAGGGGCGCGCGCGCGCACACCGUCGUCGGCUCUGUCGCUCUCUUGAUUCUGCCGCCUCGGUAGAGAGCAGUUCACGUACGUAUCUCUCGGCAACCGAGAGAGAGACAGAGAGAGAGAGAGAGAAAGAGAGAGAGAGAGAAAGAGAGAGAGCGAGCGAAAAAGAGUGAGGAGUUGACGUCGCGCGCAAGAGUUAGUCACGGAGAAAGGGCACAGAGGCAAGAGGGAAAGUUUCGGUGUUUGUUCUCUGUGUACCGAGGGAGAAGAAGAGGAAACCGGUGCGUGCUGCAGGUGAAAGACGGAGAGAACGAACGAUUUGGCUGCUCGUGACGACACGCGGACAACGAGGCCAGCAGUGCUGCUGCUGUUGUUGCUGCUGCUGCUUUCCCGCGCGAGCAUCGCCGAAUAGAAGAGGACAGCUUGCGUAAAGAGGAAGAAGAGAGAUUCAUUGCCGAGCAAAAGCGAGCGGAAGACUUAUGCAACGAGAGCACGCGUAAACAUUUUCACGCGCACGACUACGACAGUAAACAAAUAUAUACGUAUAUCGGCCAAAAGGGUAACUGUCUCUGGCGGUCCUUAUACAACCUUUCUGGUCCCUCACACUGCGACGUACAGCGGCAGCUGACUAAGGAGUCAAAGGGCCGUUAGAUAUUCCUCUCUGUCUCUCACGAUCUCCCUCUCGCUGAAGCUACAUUCUUUCCAAGACGCUGCUACGCCAGCAGCCACAUUACUGUCAAGGUGCAAACCCGUGCGAACGUCAAGCUGCUGUUGUGUGCGUCGCUAACCUUGAGUCUCGAUUAGAUUUUUAUCAGCCAAACGUAGCGUUGACAAUACAGAUACACUGUCUCGAGUGCGACCAAGAUGACGAAAGAGGAUCUGCUCUGCAUUCAUUGAUGUUUGAGUCAAGUGACUUUGGAUGAUAUGUGUUUUAUAAGGAUUGCUCAAACUGUUAUAACCGAGAGAUAAUUAGGUUGUGCUUUUUCUUCUUUCUUUUAUUACUUUUUUUAACACCUCAGACAGACAUGAACUCAUGUGAUUGAUUACAACAAUAGCUGUGAGAUAGGUUUAUUUUCUGUUAUUGUCUUUAAAUUGUUUAAUGAACUGUGCAGAGAAGACAGCAUGUUAAUUGCUUGGUGAUAUUGUAUCAUUAUUUUAUGCAGCCAAACUAAUUUUCCAUCAUGACAGACACACGCAGAAGAGUAAAGUUAUAUGCAUUGAAUGCAGACAGACAGUGGGAUGAUCGUGGGACAGGACAUGUUUCCUCAUCUUAUAUAGAUAGGUUAAAAGGUACAUCACUUUUAGUUAGAGCUGAAAGUGAUGGAACUAUUUUACUAGAGAGCAAAAUUCAGCCAGAUACUGCCUAUCAAAAACAGCAGGACACUCUAAUCGUAUGGUCAGAAAGUGAUAACUACGAUUUAGCUUUAAGUUUUCAAGAAAAAGCAGGUUGCGAUGAGAUAUGGGAAAAAAUAUGCCAGGUUCAAGGGAAAGACCCAUCAGUCGAAAUAACCCAAGACAUAGUUGAAGAGUCAGAAGAUGAACGAUUCGACGACAUGUCCGACUCAGCACCACCCAUAGAAUUACCACCUUGUGAGUUAGCACGUUUGGAAGAUAUAAAUGAACUUAUUGGAAAUUGUCUUUCUUCUCCAAUGAGGAAAGAAAAAUUGGCAAUGGCAUUAGAAUCCGAGGGUUACAUUAGAAAGUUACUCAACUUAUUUCAUACGUGUGAAGACUUGGGAAACAUGGAAGGACUGCACCAUUUGUAUGACAUUUUUAAGAAUAUAUUUCUCCUCAAUAAGAAUGCUCUGUUCGAGGUGAUGUUCAGCGACGAUACGAUUUUUGAUGUGGUCGGUUGCUUGGAGUACGAACCCUCGUUGCCUCAGCCUAAAAAGCAUAGACAGUAUCUGCAGCAGUUGGCCAAGUUUAAGCAGGCCAUACCUAUUACGAAUGCCGAACUGCUGGCAAAGAUACACCAAACUUAUCGAGUCCAGUACAUUCAGGACGUGGUUUUGCCAACCCCGAGCGUCUUCGAGGACAACAUGCUCACCACCUUGAGCAGCUUCAUCUUCUUUAACAAAGUGGAGAUCGUUACCCUCAUACAGGACGAUGAGAAAUUCCUCUCGGAACUGUUUCGCCAGUUGACUGAUGAAAACACGCCCGACAGCAAGAGGCGCGACCUCGUACUCUUCCUUAAAGAAUUCUGCAACUUCUCGCAAAAUCUUCAGCCCCAGGGCAAGGAAGCCUUCUACAAAACUCUUACGGCGCUGGGCAUUUUGCCGGCUCUUGAGAUCACGCUCAGCAUCAACGACGCUCAGACCAAGAGCGCCAGUGUCGAUAUACUUAAUUACAUUGUUGAGUAUUCGCCGAGCGUCGUCAGAGACUACACGUUGCAGCAAGUCAACAAUGCCGAACAAGAGCAAAUGCUCAUCAAUGUCAUGGUCACUCAACUGGUCAACGACAGUGAUCCUGAGCUAGGUGGUGCGGUGCAGCUGGCCUCGAUCUUGCGCCUGCUGCUCGAUCCAGAGAAUAUGAUGGCCUCGGUGAACAAGUCGGAGAAAGCUGACUUUUUGAACUAUUUCUACAAAAAUACUAUUGUUUCUCUGAUCGCGCCUUUACUGGCAAAUACCAUCGGCGACAAGCCAGCGCGAGAAGACUACAGAACAGUGCAACUACUUGGCCUCAUCCUCGAUUUACUGUCGUUUUGUGUGGAGCAUCAUACUUACCACAUCAAGAAUUGUAUUUUAAAUAAGGAUUUGCUGAGGAAGAUACUUGUAUUAAUGAAAUCAACGCACACUUUCCUAGUGCUCUGUGCUCUUAGGUUUAUGCGAAAGAUUAUCGCGCUUAAGGAUGAAUUUUAUAAUAGAUAUAUCAUUAAGGGUAAUCUGUUUGCGCCGGUAUUCGACGCUUUUACACGUAACAACGGCCGCUAUAACCUUCUUGACUCCGCUAUCUUGGAGAUGUUUGAAUUUAUCAAAUUGGAGGACGUCAAAUCUCUAUGUUCUCACGUUGUGGAGAACUUUUCAAAAGAGUUGGAGGCGAUCGACUACGUACAAACGUUCAAAGCCUUGAAACUAAGGUAUGAACAACACCAAGACAAACUAAAAGAUCGCGACAGAGGAACACUAGACAGUGUACCGUCGAUACUGAGAAAUAGCCGAUACAGGCGAGACCAACGCCAGUUGGACGAGGACGAGGAAAUGUGGUUCAACGAGGAGGAGGAUUUCGACGAGGGUGAGGCAGUGGUACCCGCGGCUGCUGCUGACAUCGUGACUCCAGCAUCCGCGAAAAAGCAACCCAACUCGCCAAAUUCCGGUGGUAGUGGUGGUGGGCUUAUCGACUCCGCCAAGGACACAGGCAGUCCACCGCAUCAGCAACAGCACUCGCCUCCUCAACAGCAAGCACUUCUUAACAAUAACACAACCAACAGCAGCUUGGCGGUGAUGUCGGUUGUGACGCCGAGUGCGACACCUUCGCCGGGUCGUGAGCUUGCUUCCAUGGUUGCGCAUCAUCAGCAGUCGCAGAUCAAUAGUGGCGGCAGCCCUACAUCCACGAACGACUCACCCUUAAUCGGUGCCACCGCCGAUGCGAUGAGUCCUACAGCAACCAUCAGUGCAGCAGACAAAAAUACAUCUAAUAUUUUCAAGAAGGGCUUGGUUGAUUACGAAGGUGACUCAGACGAGGAAGAAGAAGAAUCAGAACUGAGUCCAACGCCUAAACGGCAACGGCUCUCAUAGUAGGCAAACUAUCCGUCAAUAGUACGAGUGCUGUGACCAGAGGUGGGCAAAAUACUGUAUUUAAACAUGAAACAAAUACAAUCACUGAUAUGUAUUUAUUAAAUAGAAUAUACAUAAUACGUUACACGUAUUGAAAGCAAUUCGGAAAUUAUAAAAUAAUGAUGAUUGAAAAUACUACACGGUUACAAUGGUCAUUGUAGCAAGGAAAAUUUUAAAUACAGUAUUUAAAUGCAGGUGUAUUUAAAGUACAUAAUUAUUUUAAAUGCAAAUGUAUUGGAAAUACAUUUGUUUUCAAGUUUUUAUUGGAUUGAAAUUUACAUACACCAAGUUUUUAACCUACUGUUGGCAUUCAGAGACAUUAUUUGAAUCCGCGAGCAGCUAUUGGUUAAUAUUAUGAUGACAAAUGUUAAAACUGUUCAAAGUAAUUAAUUAGAUGUGGACACUCUGUAUUAAAAUUACUCUGAAUGAAACUUAAACAUGAUUUUUCCUACAGUCUUGUCUUCUAUAUUUUUGACUUUUAAAAAUUACAUAUUAUUGAUAUUGGCAUUUAUAAUUUAAUAUCGAUACGACGCAAUCGUACGAGCCAGAUAUUUCAUUGACAUUCCUGUGUUUCUAAGAUAUAAAGAAAAUACAAUUAGAGAUUCAUUUUUUUCCAAUGAUGAUAUUGUGUUGUAUAGUGAAAACUUGUAUUCAUAUUUUAUUGAUUAUCCUUUGAUGGUCGAUGCAAUGAAAACUUACAAUAAAACGACUAUUCUAUUUAAAUAUGAAUUUGAUACAAACUAUAAAUACACGCUAUAACUCCCACAAGUUGAAGGCUACAAGUUAUUGUACAGAAAAAUGUUAUUCAAAAUAUGAAUACAUUGAAACAGGUAUCUAUUAUAAUAUAGUGUAAUUCAUCUUUUCUACUUCAAGUUGAUAAAAAAUAACGUGUAAAGUAUUGGAAUGGAAGUUUUUUUUCUAUUACCGAUAGAUUUUUGUAUUUGAAGAAAUUCAUUCGAAUUCUGAAGGGAAUAAAAAAGUCAUAAUAUGCUUCACACUGACGAUUACUUUACGUUAUUUCCAGUGUACUGCCACUAUCCAUCCAUAUAUUUAUUUUAAAUAAUGAUGGUUCGAAAACUUCGAUGAAAUCGAAUGAAGGUAUAAUACUGUUUAGAAUGAAAAUUUAUGUGAGCAUUAACUUUGACAUUUCUAUUUCAACAUUUUUCAAAAUAUAUUUUUCAAUAGCGUUCUGAAUCAUAUUGCUUUGGAUCUUUAAAACACUUUCGUCUAGCACUUGUGACGUGUACAACAGGCAAUCAUUGGUAUCAAUAAAUGUUUUUCGUAUUGCAAUAAACAGAGGUGGGCAGCAUAUUAAAUCUUGGGUACUUAAUCCUUUUUGUACAUAAAGUGAGAUUUUAAAUUUGCAUUGGCGUUCUUGAAUAAGUACAAAGCUUAAAAAUGACCAUUGUAAUAGUUUGAAACGUACGUGUAACGGAAAUUAUAUCAAAAAGCUAAAUAUCUAAAUUUAAAUAUAAAAAAAUUACAAAUUAUAUUUAAAUACAUAAAAGUAUGUUUGUAUUUGAUAUUAAGACAGAAUUAUGCCCACCUCUGUGGUAAAUAGACA